AUGGAUCUGUUUUCUCUACAAGGUCGAACUGCCCUCGUGACUGGAGGCACCCGCGGUAUCGGGCAAGCCAUGGCAAUCGCGCUCGCAGAGGCAGGAGCCGACAUUGUAUUAGUUCAGCGAGAUACCAGUAACCUCGGCACCAAGGAGCAGAUUGAGCAAUUAGGCCGCAAAGCCAGCAUCUAUACGGCCGACCUGGCUUUGCAAUCAUCAGUUUCUAAACUGGUAUCGACGGUGAUCGGCGAUGGACACGAUAUCGACAUUCUGCUGAACUGUGCCGGAAUUCAACGGCGCCACCCUAGUCAUAUCUUCCCCGACGAAGACUGGGACGAGGUGCUCCAAGUCAAUCUCACCACUGUUUUCACUCUCUGCCGCGACGUCGGGGCAUACAUGCUCACCCGCACUCCAAACGCCUCGGGUCAACGUGGCAGUAUCAUCAACAUCGCCUCACUGGUCUCCUUCCAAGGUGGUCUCACCGUACCCGCCUAUGCCGCAGCCAAGGGAGGCAUCGCACAGCUAACCAAGGCUCUCUCCAACGAGUGGGCGUCCAAGGGAAUCAAUGUGAACGCCAUUGCGCCCGGGUACGUUGCGACGGACAUGAACACGGCGUUGAUUCAGGAUGAACAGCGGGCGGCGAGUAUUCUAGCACGGAUUCCUGUUGGGCGAUGGGGAAAUCCAGGUGAUUUUAAGGGACCGGUGGUGUAUCUGGCCAGCCGGGCGAGUGCGUAUGUGAGUGGUGAAAUUCACACAGUGGAUGGCGGGUGGAUGGGACGGUAA
Penicillium brasilianum is the source of this 774-nucleotide messenger RNA. The record is from the annotation of a GenBank genome assembly. NCBI's taxonomy places the organism in Eukaryota, Fungi, Ascomycota, Eurotiomycetes, Eurotiales, Aspergillaceae.